Molecule: messenger RNA, 2131 nt
Organism: Xylona heveae TC161
Lineage: Eukaryota; Fungi; Ascomycota; Xylonomycetes; Xylonales; Xylonaceae
Product: MFS general substrate transporter
Exons: 4
Coding region: 148-1809 (553 amino acids)
Biological process (GO): transmembrane transport
Cellular component (GO): membrane
Molecular function (GO): transmembrane transporter activity
Source: RefSeq, a predicted model, not a curated record
GUUCGAUGUAGUUGCACCCGUCGGACUGGCUUUUAUGAAUCUCAUUUGCAUUCACUCUGGAAGGUUGCAAUUGCAAACUAGAAAUCUCAGCAACUGACAUUGUUUACCUCCCGGACCUCUCCUAACGAGUUGCUUUUUUGGUGUACUAUGAUUGCCAAAUCUCUAGAAAGCGACAGCAAAAUCGAAGAAUGUCAGCGUAUUGAGCUCCGAAGUUCUGAUCCGAAAACUUCGAACGAUGGAGCUGUACCAAAGCACGCUGAUGUGACUCUGGUCCUUCAAGGGGCCGAGAGAGUGGCAGUCACUGUAGAGGAGAGUAACCGUAUUCGAAAGAAGACAGAUCAUGUUGUCCUGAUUAUCCUGAUAUGGGUCUACUUCCUCCAGAUUUUAGACAAGUCUGCUCUAGGGUACGGCUCAAUUUUUGGCCUCCAGGAAGCGACACACCUUCAUGGAAAGCAGUACUCCAUGGUAGGGUCGAUAGCUCCAAUUGCCCAAUUGUGUUGGCAACCAUUCUCGUCUGUUUUGAUUGUCAAAGUACCCCAUCGAAUCCUCAUGCCGACUCUGUGUCUGGGCUGGGGUAUUGCUCAGGCCGCCCAGGCCGCCUCUAAGAACUAUUCAUGCCUUCUUGCCUCUCGAUUUUUCCUUGGCCUCUUUGAGGCUGGUUGCUUGCCUUUAUUUAGCAUCAUCACAGCGGAAUGGUACCGACGUGCAGAGCAGCCUACUCGGGUCGCGGCGUGGUACAGUGGAAAUGGAUGUGCUACGAUUAUUGGCUCUGCCUUAUCAUACGGCCUGGCACAUAUUCCCUCUCAGCGUAUGGAAUCGUGGCAAAUAAUCUUUCUUUUUGUCGGGCUCCUGACCAUUAUCUCCGCACCUAUUGUGUAUAUUUUCCUGCCAAAUGACAUCCCAUCGGCGAGAUUCUUAUCCGACGACGAAAAGCGCAAGGCAGUCGAACGCCUUCGAGCCAACCAGACCGGAGCUGGCUCUCGGGAAUUCAAAUGGUCCCAUAUUUAUGAGCUUUGUUUGGAACCAAAGACCUAUCUCUGGGUUGGCAUGUCUCUGCUUCUCAAUGUUGGAGCGUCAGUCACAAACACUUUUGGGCCCCUUAUUCUCGAUGGCCUUGGCUUUGACAAGUACACCACAUCUCUUCUCAACAUGCCUUUUGGUGCCGUUCAAGUCAUCGUCAUUAUUCUGUCCUCUGUUGUGGCGCAAAAGUGUCGCAUCAAGUCGGCGAUCUUGGCGACAAUUACUCUGCCUGUGGUGGCCGGCUUGGUUGUGCUCUAUGUUGUGCCCCGGUCUCACUCCGAUGAAGCGGCUCUCCUGGUAGGCUUCUAUCUCUUGGCUUUUCUUUUUGGCGGCAACCCGAUCAUAGUAGCUUGGAUCGUCGGAAAUACGGCCGGAACUACGAAGAAGUCCGCUCUCAUGUCGCUGUACCAAGCCGGAGCUGCAGCAGGUAACAUCCUCGGACCGUUGCUCUUCAAUAGCAAAGAUGCUCCAGGAUAUCAUCCGGGCUUACGCUCAGUCCUUGCAGUGUUUGUAGCCUUGAUCGUGGUUACAAUGAUCCAACUCGCAAACCUGGUGUUCUUAAACAAACUACAGACGAAGAAGAGGGUGAGAAAUGGCAAACAAGCCGUUUUAAUAGAUCGUUCAAUGGAUCCAACUUGUAACGUCGUGGAAAGCGACAUUACCACAGAGAGCCAAGAAGAAGGCGUAUCUACUCGGCAUGAAGAAAAUCCAAAGGAAAGCCAAAUGGACGAAAACGCAUUCCUGGAUCUGACGGAUAGACAAAACGACGAAUUCAUAUACAUCUAUUAGACUAAUUACGAACGAAACAAUCAGUAUGGCAUUUUUUGGGUGUUUCAAUACAAACUACAUUUGAAACAACAUGAUAUAAUUCUUCAACUAGUGAUGGUGAAGUCUAUAUUUUUGUUAUUGGGAUUGCCACUGUUGAUCGUGCUGCCACAGCGUUUCACAACUUCCCUGAUUUAUGUUUCCAUCACUGCUAAACGAUAUUCUUCCCUUGGGCCCUGGCAACACAAUUCAAUUUGCAGUGGCAUUAAGAGAUCCAGUACAUGUUUCAAUAUUAUGACGAUCAACAGACUAUACAGCUCCUCCACCAAGCAGGUUCAUCCUCGGG